Molecule: messenger RNA, 6124 nt
Organism: Dermacentor silvarum
Lineage: Eukaryota; Metazoa; Arthropoda; Arachnida; Ixodida; Ixodidae
Product: juxtaposed with another zinc finger protein 1-like
Cellular component (GO): nucleus
Source: RefSeq, a predicted model, not a curated record
GUGAAGCGCUUAGGCUGCGUGUGUGUGAUGGCGGUAUUCCUAAUCAACAAUUGCAAAUUCAAUGGUUGCGGCCUGACGUUCCCCACACUACGAGAGCUCAUUUUGCACAUCGAAGACACGCACAUAGAUAACGACCCAAGACUACUAGAAAAGCAAGAACUGCAGCCACCGUCGUGCCUUCCUGUCAGCUGCGUUCUUAGGGUCUUCACGGAAGCUUCACGUGUGGAGCCACUCGGGACGAUCCGCAAGAGACAGCGGACGCUGUCGCCGGCGUCGUCAAUUUGCAGCAAUACGCCAACAGGAAGUGAGAUGGACGAAGAGGAGAUGAGUAGUGAAUCUGAUGACAGCAACGACUCGUGGACUACGCAGAACGAGUUCAUCUCGGAGUUCAUUAUGAGGAUGAUGAGCAGCGCAGGAUCGACGGAAGAGAAGCCAUUUGCCUGCCCUGUUCCGGGCUGCAAGAAGCGCUACAAGAAUGUCAACGGCAUCAAGUACCAUGCCAAGAAUGGGCACAAGAAGGAAGCCAAGGUCAAAAAAGGGCACCGUUGCCACUGCGGAAAGAGCUACAAGACUGCCCAGGGCCUGAGGGUGCACUCGCUAUCCCAACACUCGGGCGAGUCCUCCCAGCCUGCCGAUUCUCGGAUUUCGGGCUCCGGUGGUGGCGGAGGCGGCCACAUGCCGACAUCGCGACUGCAUGCCGGCCCUCUUCCCGUCAUGUCCCCAACCCUGCAACAGCACCUGUUGAGCCCUCUGGUCAUAAGGCCGGCCGUCGCGUCGAGCUUUGCUUCGGUCAGUGCGGAAGGUUGACGCCGUGUCCUCCUCUUCCCCUCGGUGGAACCGCAACAAAGUUUUGUGCCUCGGUGCAGGCAUCUUUUCACGGCAAAUGAACUGAUGAUCCACAACGUCGGGCGGGAGGCGUUCUGCCGACCAAAUGCCUCUCUGUCUUCGAGUUGAGUUGUUUUGGGUGUUUUUCUCUGUUCUCCCCGUGUUCAGUUUUGGCGCCGUGGUUUUCAGCUUGCAACAACGUUUGAGAACUCAACGAAAGGUUCUGUGUAUACAGGUGGAACAUCAUUGAAAAAUGGGGUGGGGGAUUUUUUUUUUUUAUCUAGAACAAAAGAGCCGUGCGUUUAUGCUAUUGAAAUUUCGACGACAACCAUGGGGGCAGGAUGUUAUGUGCUCUCAAGGCUGGAAUUGCAUUCUAAUCCACGUAGAUAGGGCUUACUAGAUUUUUAAUUUUUUUCUUGGUUUUGAUGAGCUUUCCGUGUGGUUACUUUGAGUGGCACAAGACAGUUUGUAAGGGCAUUGAAGGUAAUCACUGUUGCUAAGUGAGCAGCUCCUACCUGAAAGACCUUCUUGUCACGCUUUUUUUUUUGUCCCUAAAUAGUACCUUAAUUAAGAGAAUAAACGGGUAAUGUCUUGAGAAGUUGUAUUGCCACAGUCCUUGAGCCUCUUCACUUUCUUUUUUUCGUAAUGCAUGCUAACACAAUGGUAGUUGGUCUCCAGACACAUUGCAGACAAUUUUUUUUUAAUCACACAGAUAGUGGGAAACGACUGGCACCACACACUACUAGUAUUAAAUUCAGUGAUCUCAUUGAAAAGUCCAAGAACUACUUCUUUUGGCACCGGUUGUGUCUAGCUUGAGGCAGGCAUUUUUCUUUCGUAUCUUUGUUGCGCAUUGUUUGUGACCAAAAAAGCCUUUGGCUUGUUAGCCGAGAAGAUUCAAAGUGAACUUCGGCACGCUUUGUGAGGUGCAGCCGGACAGGCUUGCCUUGUCCGGCUCCCCGAAUGUACCCAAGAGUGAAUUUUUUUCUGAGAGUGAGAAAUUUUGCGGUGAAACUGCGGCAGCGAUUGAUUUACCCAAGAGAUUGAAAAGAAACCUACCAUCUCAGCAACCCCCCUCCCCCCCUCCUCUCCCAACCUUGCCCCUGUUUCUUGCCUUCUGAUUAGGGAUAAAGCAUCACCUCUGUACUCAGGUGUGAGCAAUGUUUGAAGUGCACUUUGUGUGGCCUUUGUUGCAUUUCAAGCACAAAAACAUGCAUCUGCGUGACUCCUGCCUACAGAGGUAGUUCCUGUCUGCCCCCCCCCCCCUCCCACCUAAAAGAAAUUCGGUAGCCCUCGGAAACUCACUUUCGAUGCCUUCAUUGCUCUGUGCUUAUCAGCUGCAUUUGUUACUUACGUUUUCAUCAAAGUCAACUCCCAGUGUAAUGCUUUCAGUCUAGACGCAUUGUUUAAGGUUCGAUCACCCCUACUGAGGAGGUUCUGUGUGCCUUCUCAUAGAUUGUUUUUUUGUGUUAUAUAUGUGGAAAUGUCAUGCAUUCCUCACAAAUUCUGCAUCUAUUUUAUAAGGAUAGUACAAAAAGACCCUGGAAAUUAUUGAAAUGCAUGACCUGGCUUUUCUCAAUGGGGGAUGGUAAGCAGCCUUAGCUUACAGCUUGAGUAAGCUUUUGUGUACGCCCUUCUAACUAGGAGUCGAGGUGGCAUUGUUAUCAGCUUUUGGAGUGCUGGUCUGAUAUGAUCAUUCGUCGUAAUUGAAACGUUCUUGAACAAAACUUCCGUGUGAUGUCACAAUAUAGGCUGCGGUGAUGUAUUAGCCGGUGGCACUAAUGGAGAAAAAAAAAAACUGUACCUGCAGUGAGCCAUUCUUGGGUCAUACUACAUAGCGAAGUUUCUAAACCAAAAUGAAUCCUCAACUCUUGUUUUCGUGGACCUGUAGUAGUCGAUGGAAAUGACUGUGCCUAGACUGAACUGGCUCGCUGCGUUUCGGUAGAGUCACUGAUGUCGAGUUGCGUUGUGGUGUUGUUUCGUUGUCGUUUCUGCCUUUGCGUUUGCUGCAAUCAAAAUGCGCAAGGAAACUACGUGGAAUGAAAACAGUAUUGUCUACCACAAGUGGUAUGCCUCCUUACCCGCUCUUGUCACGUACGCUUCCAGAGACAGUAGUGAGAUAGGUUUCCGCUCUCAAAGUAGACGAGUAUUGAAUGUCUGAUGGCACACUUUUCCCCAGUUGCGCAGGACGUCAACGGGUCUGCCUUGAAAGCCUUGUACCUGUAGAGCACAGGCAACAGCCGGUUCGGCGUCAAGGACUUAACUCUAACUGCUCUUUUUCUAAGGAUGUUCUUGCAAUUUGAUGGAGAAUCUUGUUCGACAAGAAUCCAUAUCCCUAGUAGCACAAAGUGGGGCUAACAUGGGAUCGCAUAGUUGGGCCAACAUUGAGAUGAUAUUGAGCUCACAUUGGACUUCCAUGCUGUGCUAUUGGGAUGUGAGUGGGGGAACCCCCAUUCAUGUACUUGAAGCAUGUUGAAGCUUUAUGUGGAACAACUUAGUAGCAGCUUCAGGUUGUGUAACCCAGGCAGCCUGUACCAUGUUAAUUUGUUAAGUUACGGUUGUAAUAGUUGCUGCAUUUAAAAUUAUUUGAAAUGGAAUGUUUGGCAUUAAGAUCUCCGAGAGCUCCUUUUUUGCCGCCGAGAAGCUUGCACACAUUAUGGCCAAUGUCAUCUUGCCACACGUCAACUGUCACUGCAGAUGUCUUUGUCAGUUAAUGCUCUAGUAGUGUAGGGGCAGAAUUGCACGUUUCUUCUUUGUACCAAAGAUAACCGGUGAAUGUCGUGUAUUUUUUGUCCUUUAUCAUUAGAUGGUUAUGUUGUCGCCAAGUUUUGCUAAGGAAAAAGUACUGCACCUUUCAGCAUACUGUCACAGCUUUCGAGAUUGAGGACGCUUCUGCCCAAACAACUGUCAAACAGUGCUAGAUGACGUUAUGCGUAUCCAGGUGUGGAGAGCCCAUGCUUUUCAUUGUGAUCGUCGCUUUUUUUGUUGUUUUUUGUGAUCACUGUCAAGGUCACAUCCAACUUCUCCUUUCGCACCAUUGUCUGCUCUAGAAUUUGUAGCUAUUUUGUCAUCAUUCUGUGGUUUUGGCAUCAGUCAUGUUGUCAGCAGCACCAGUGAACAAAAAAACAAAAACAAGAAAGAAAAAAAAAACCAUUGUGAUGCUUUCUGUGUACGCUCUAAUAAGCUACAGGCCACUGUUGGGAAGGAAAGCAAUAGUGUGUAGUCUGCAGUAUCUUUGCUAAUAUGACAGGCACUUAUUUCUUUGUUGGAGCACUGUUUGCUAACUUAGGGAGUGUGUGUGAUAGUGACACGUUUUGCGUCGAUAAGGGAUGCCGUUAUGAAUAACUCUUUCAGCUAAACUGUUGGCUAGCUUUUCAAUUCAAUUUGUGCUUGCAUUUCCCAUAAACGUUGUAUUUUGUUUCAGAUUUUCUUUAAAGCCCUGCUUGGGAACGGUAGUUGCCUGUUUAACACGGAAUACAUUGCAAAUAUUUGCAUUGGCUGCACUGGUGCCAUACUGAAUGAAGUUUCUCGGCGAAAGGGACGGCGCCGUCGGUUCCAGCAUAGUCGUUCUCGCAUUGCUGCCAACAGAUGGCGACACUGUUGCUUCCACCGAGAAAUUUAAUGUUUGCCUGGUGUCGGUGCUGAAAAAGUGUACUUCGGAGUUAUCUUGGACGAAACCGGCAAGUGCUGCAUCUAGGCAGGGUAUGAAACAAAAACCCUAUGGAGCUCAACUUCUGCCUUAAGCAUGAGCGAGCUUAAUUUAGCCGGGCGAACCACUUAUAGCAGGCUGUCUUAUUGUGGCAACAUUCCAUAUCUGUGCUCACUUAGUGUUGCAUUUGUCGCUUCCGUGUUCGUUUGAAGAAUCUCGUAGCAGCAGUUAUUAUUAUUUUUUUCUCGCAUUGCCUAUCGUGGAAAUUUCUAGAUCCAUCCUGGUUAUGGCAAACACUGGUUCUGCCAUAACUGUGCCCAAAAUGUGAUAUUGUGUUUAACUUUGCUGUGCAUUUAUGUGGCCCCCUCUGUCCUCCAUUGUAUUUUUUUGCAACAAUGUCUUGCCACUGUGUCAAGAAUUCUUUGUCUCCCCAAACUCUUCUUACACUGUUCAUUUCUAAAACUGCUACCCUGGUACUUGUUCCAGUUUUAGCACAUCCUUGUUAUCUCCUGCUAGGAAGUCUUCAGCUGUUCCAUUUUUGUUCCAGUAGGCAUUUUUUUUUUGUUACUGCUCAGUGUAGUCAUGUCGUGCCUGUCAGGCAACCUUGUUCAGUGUGGUUUAGACACCUUUGCUUUUGGAUUAUGUUGUGGCGUGUGCGAGGACAAGUCGGGUCAAAGUGCAGUGCAGCUCACUCUUAAUGGGAGCACCUCAGUAGUCACUUAUAUAAACUGACCACUUCUUAAUUAAUGAAGUGGGCCGAUGUGAUGUGCUAAGGAGACAUCUGUUUAAAAAAAAAUAAAAAGUUAGCCUGCUGGCCUCUGUACUUAGCUGGAGCUGCAUUAAGGAAUGUAAUAGUAUUUAUGUGCUCCCAUUAACAGUGGACCAGACUGCAUGGAUUUGCAUUAUUAUAAUUUGGUUGAGUUCUCAAAAGGUUACCCUCCCCGGCCCUUUUGUGGUAAAUUUAUGGUUUGUGUGUUAUAUUCUUGAAAAUGCGGUAAUCACAUAUAAAUGCGAAGCACGCUGUCAGAAUGCUUAUUUGGUCAGGGCUAUAGGCAAACUUUUUUUAGUAAUGUGUCCACUUCAGUUUACAUUGCCUUUAGAUUGGUUUCUGUGCAAAUUGUGUUACUGUAUGUUUUGAAUGUUGAAGAAGGUGUCAUUCUGUAAUACACUACGUUCACGUUUAGUCAUUAGUGAGGGCACAAAGAUAUUUUGUGGCUAGAAUGAUUACACAGAUUUGCCUCUGCGCAGUAUUUUCUUCAACCCUUCCCCCCUCACACACACAUCAGAGCCAGCGCCCACAAUUAAAUGACUAACCUAAUUGAUGACAUUUCAGUGUUGCAGAAAUUGUACCGGCAGCCCUGUGAGUUCACUGAAUUUGAUUUGUAGCUGGAUUCCUGCAUUGAAAACAUUAUUGCAUUUGUGUCAGAGUGUAGUAUUAUUACUAAUUAAGAAAUUGACUUGCCACAUUUUUCUUGCCUUGGGGUUAUUGGUUUAAUUUUUGUUGCCAAGUGAAUGCAAAUGGCGGGUGAGCUGUGUGGAGCUAAUGUUGUACACAGCACAGAUCAUGUUGUGUUCUUUUUUCUGGGAUGUGGGCUGUCAAUGUAAAAAAAAAUGUUACAAAAAUAAGGCAAUAAAAAAUUGGUUGCACAUUCA